Plutella xylostella (diamondback moth) is the source of this 1260-nucleotide messenger RNA. The record is from RefSeq and is a predicted model, not a curated record. NCBI's taxonomy places the organism in Eukaryota, Metazoa, Arthropoda, Insecta, Lepidoptera, Plutellidae.
AAAAUUUUACUGAUUUGAAUAAUAAAUUAUUAAGACUGAAUCACACACAUAUUUUUCCCUAGCAUUAUCUCCUUCCAGUGACCUGCUAACGAUAAUUGACUACUCUUACAGUGGGAUAGAGGAACUAUUUAUUGCAAGUUAUAGUACCUACAAUAGUCAAUGCGUCGUUAUAGUCUAACGACGCUACUUUACUUAUCUUACAGCUGUUAAAAGUGCGCUAACACCGCAUAAGUAUUUUUAGAUAAAUCUUCAAAACAACAGCGUUAGAUCCUAGACUGGCAGUUGUAUUUUGAAAAUCGAAGACGACGGUUGCAUUUGAAAUGAAGUUAAUCAUAUUGGGAAUCGUUCUAACUCUUUGGGGUUGUAAUGGUUUUGAUAUUCCUCACGAUGUCUGCCACUAUCGAGUGAAGAUUGAGAAUGACCAUUACAACAUGUCUCGAGCCAUCGACAUUGGGGACGCCACGCCAGUCGACGCUCACUAUGACAUCUUCGGCAACUUGUUCUACGUGGCGAGGGGACGCGGCGACAAGGGCGUCGUAUUCGAUGUGUAUAUCCUGGAAGCUAACGCAGAUAUGCCUGUGAAAGUACAAGGGUUGCCACCCGGCCGCAGUUACUCCGUAGCAGUGGACAAGUUAUACUCAGACGUAUACUUCGGCACCGCACGGGGCAUCUACAAGUACAACUACGCCUCACAUAGAGCCGAGCUCGACUCCAGCCCCGGACUGAAGGUAGACAUGAUCUUCAUAGACAAGGAUGGCAACAAGUAUGUAACCGAAAGCUUUAACGGAUACGAACAACUUUACAUCCUGGAUGGCGUGAAGAAAAUACCCUACAACCUACUACAAGGCUUCAGCGAACUGGCUAUAGAUGACAAAAACAAUUUCUAUUACAUCAAAAAAGGAGUACUAUUCAUGUUGCCUUCAUUCUCUCUUCAACCUUCACGGUGUACCUUCAUGGGAGAAGUGAAGUAUAGCGGAGUCGCUCAAAUAACGUUUUAUAAGGACUUGGUGUUUGUUGCCAGCCACAAUUUGUUUUACAUAAAUAAGAGCAGGCAAAUUAUUAAGGUUGAUCAUAUUCCCGGGAGCGCAUCAGCGGUAGCGUUCGACAAGAGGGGGAACUUUGUGGUGGGGGUGCACGGAAAGAUGUUGCGCUAUAAAAGGAAUGAUUGUUAUGUUAGAGAGAAUGUUACAUAUAAACCCUUGUAAAGGAGAGACUUGUAAAAGUAAUAUAUAACAAAUAAAAGUGUAUAAAUUAGUCAUA